UGGCUUAUAGUUUCGGGGUCGACUCUGGAUUCCAUACCAUAGAUUACAAAUUCGGAAAGGAUGCGCGGUUUCAUGGCAUGGCAUCUUACUAAAUUGGAAGUUGAAAGAAACUAAAGACCGAGCGAGAGACAAAACACAACCAUAUUUUUUCUUUUUUCUUUUUUAAAAUUCUUUUUUUGGGUGAAUAACAAAAACACGACCAUUGAAAAGCUCAGAAUAAUAUAGCUUUCUCAUCCUUCUUUGUGAAACUUGAACCAUGAUAUAAUAGGAGGCCCCCUUCUUUUCUAUUUUUCUGUUAAGAAAAUCGAGUAAUUAUAUAUAUAUAUAUAUAUAUAAUAUUUAUUUAUAUAAGCAGGUAUAUUAAAUUGCCCCAUUCAUCCAUCUAAAGCAGUAACCAUUUCUUUCCCCCCAAAUUAUAGAGAAAGAGAGAGAGAGAGAGAGAGAGAGAGAGAAACAUCGCUUUUAGAUAAAAAGGAGAGGGUUUUAAACACACAGAGAGAUAUAGAGAGCUGCUUUGACCUGGGUUUGGUUAUUCUUUCGAUCACAACGACGACUGAUCGAUUUUUGGAGAAAAUAAUAAAUUUAAAGAAGAAAAGAUUUGGGAUUGUUAAAAGCGAGCAAGAGGAAGAGCGGGUUUCGAAAAAGAAUGAGUAAAGAUGACGAUAAGGAAGAAAAGGGCUGCUCAAAAUCAAGAGCGAUGUUAUCAGGGUCAGGGUCAGGGUCAUACGGGUGGUUGGCGAACUUUCACCGUGAUCUUUUGGCAGGGGCGUUGAUGGGUGGGGUGGUGCACACGAUUGUUGCCCCAAUUGAGCGAGCAAAGCUUUUGCUGCAGACCCAAGAGAGCAACAUCGCCAUUGUUGCAGGGGGUCGUAGAAGAUUCCAAGGCAUGUUUGAUUGUAUCCUCCGCACCGUCAAAGAAGAAGGCAUUCUCUCUCUCUGGAGAGGCAAUGGCAGCAGUGUUCUUCGCUAUUACCCUUCCGUCGCCCUUAAUUUCUCCCUCAAGGAUCUUUAUCGAAACAUGUUAAGAAGUGGCAACCUGCAGGAGAGUAAUUUUCUGUCUGGUGCAUCUGCUAAUUUCAUUGCUGGAGCCGCAGCUGGUUGUACAACAUUGGUUUUAAUAUACCCACUUGAUAUUGCCCAUACUCGCCUUGCUGCUGAUAUUGGAAGAACUGAUGUCCGUCAAUUUCGAGGCAUCUACCACUUCCUGGCCACCAUAUUUGAAAAAGAUGGGUUUCGAGGAAUCUACAGAGGAUUACCAGCGUCUCUACAGGGGAUGGUUGUUCACCGCGGCCUUUACUUUGGAGGUUUUGAUACAAUGAAAGAGAUUUUGUCAGAAGAAUCUGAAACUGAAUUGGCAUUGUGGAAGCGUUGGAUGGUUGCUCAGGCAGUGACUACAUCCGCUGGGUUAUUGUCAUAUCCAUUGGAUACAGUUCGGAGGCGUAUGAUGAUGCAAUCGGGGAUGGAACGGCCAAUGUACCAUGGUACUCUGGACUGCUGGAAGAAGAUAUACAGGAUGGAGGGGAUGGCUUCAUUUUAUCGUGGUGCAGUAUCAAAUAUGUUUAGGAGUACAGGUGCUGCUGCCAUAUUGGUUCUGUACGACGAGAUCAAGAAGUUCAUGCACUGGGGUGGAUUGUAACAGGAAAUCAUUAGUUUUGGGCGUUCCACUGUUUCACCUUAUUAACAGGAGGGUUAGAUUAGACCAAAGAUGACGCGAGGAUUAAAAGCAAAUAGAAGAUUUUGUAAAGUUCAAUUGAUUUUGUUAUACAUGACAUUCAUUUUGCCAUGUUGCUGUUGGAGGCUCGGGCACUUAACACCUCGAUUUUUUGUGAAAGAAUAAAAAGAGAAAAUAAUAAUAAUAAUAAAAGGGUAUAAUUUCAUUGGUAUA
Ziziphus jujuba (common jujube) is the source of this 1885-nucleotide messenger RNA. Its product is annotated as probable ADP,ATP carrier protein At5g56450. Gene Ontology annotation, molecular function: ATP:ADP antiporter activity. The transcript has 2 exons. NCBI's taxonomy places the organism in Eukaryota, Viridiplantae, Streptophyta, Magnoliopsida, Rosales, Rhamnaceae. Gene Ontology annotation, cellular component: mitochondrial inner membrane. The coding region runs from base 647 to 1636 and encodes 329 amino acids. The record is from RefSeq and is a predicted model, not a curated record. Gene Ontology annotation, biological process: mitochondrial ATP transmembrane transport; mitochondrial ADP transmembrane transport.